AUUCCUACAUCUACCUUGUGACCCCUAGCUACACACCAUGGCACAUUCUGGACCAGGGACUGAACUAUCGGCAUGGAGAAGCUUGCUAAAGCUUGCUUAAUGAGCGGAAGCAAACACGAAUCUCGCGUUGAUUGCCUCCUCUCUCCAGAAAGCUCAACGGAACUGCCUUGACAGAUAGAUUUGUAACGAUCAAGCAAACCAAGAUGGAGAUGAUGUCCUCACGGGUGUUGUCUAGGUUUCUGCCGGUCGCGGAGGGAGAUAUUUCAGUCUACGAAGCUUUACGACAGGAUACCACGAGACACGCCGACAUCGAAGCACAAAGAGCUCCACGCGAAUACGACGACUUUCACGAAGAAGACGAGAACCCAGACGCUUUUUUGUACGAUACCACGGAGGAACCAAAUCAAUCAACCGCUGGCGAUUCUCCGCCUGUCAUGCAGAGACAAUCAGAACGAUGGCAGGAUGCGAAAGCUAAGAAGAGUGGUCGAAGGAAAUUGGACACCCUUGACGAUGAAGACGUUCCAGAUUCGCUACUUGUCGAGCCAAAGAGUCAUCGAAUGACGGCCGCGGGACCAACGCAGUGGAGGGCCACACAAGAACAACAAGGCCUUCAUGCCUCCGAGGCGUAUGGCGUCCAGACUAGAGCCAGUCCAACAGCGGAAGCCAUGUGGCUUUACACCAACGCCAACAAUCUUGACGCAUUCCUUGUCGAGGCCUACGAAUAUUUUGUUGGCCAUGGCGUUUACUCCAUUCUGCUCAACCGUGUACUCACCCUGCUUACUGAAGGGUUCGUCUUUGGAUUUGCCAUGUUUCUCACAUCUUGCAUCGACUACUCCAAAAUCCCGCACAGCAAGUCAACUGCGGAGGUGUUGGUCAAACAGUGCGUCGCGAAAUCAUCAUGGUUCAAGAAAGCAAUGUUAUUCUUCUUCAUCAUCUACUGGCUGUCAAAGGCGAUACAGGGUAUCCAGGACUCAAGGCGGCUAUUUAAGAUGCGAAACCUCUACGAACAUGUCCUCGACAUUAGUGAUGACGACUUGCAGACCUCCUCGUGGAGAAGAGUGGUUGACGGUUUGGUGAAGGUGCAGAACGCAAACGUCGCGACAGCCAACCCGGCUCCGCAUCUGAAGAAGUACAUCGAAUACAGGGAGCCGCAGCAACGAUUGACCGCCGAGACGAUCGCCAACAGACUCAUGCGGCAGACCAACUACUAUGUCGUCUUUUACAACAAAGACAUCUUGGAUUUUACCUUGCCCAUCCCAUUCUUGGGCCAGAAGCAGUUCUACUCGAAAAGUCUGGAGUGGUGCAUCGGCUUCUGCAUGACGAACUUCAUUUUCGAUGAGAGAGGCGGCAUCCGCCCGUUCUGCCUGGAGGUGAAAAAUCGAAAGGUGUUGGUCGAAGCCAUGCGCACCCGAUUCCGUCUCGCAGCAUUGGCGAGCAUUGCUUUUGCGCCGUUCAACAUUCUUCGCUUUUGUCUGGUGUACUUCUUCCGAUACUACACCGAGUUCACCCGCAAUCCCUCCAGAGCCAGCGCUCGGGCUUUUACACCAUUCGCAGAGUGGAAGAUGCGUCAGCUGAACGAGCUACAGCAUCUCUUCGACCGUCGUCUGCGCCAAGCGUAUCCAUUCGCGAAUGACUAUGUCAAGGAGGUUCCCAAGGACAAGACCGACCAGAUUUGCCGCUUUGUGGCGUUCGUCAGCGGAUCCUUUGCUGCUGUCCUAACACUUGCGACCCUGCUUGACUCGGAGCUCUUCCUUGGCUUUGAAGUUACACCUGGACGAACAGUCGUUUUCUGGCUGACUGUCAUGGGUGUGAUCUUUGGUGUUGCGCAUGGUGCACUGCCCGACGAGCAUGAGACCCACGAUCCGGUGAGGCACCUCAAAGAUGUGCUCCUCUUCACCCACUACAUGCCAUCGCACUGGAAAGGCCGUCUGCACAGUAAUGAAGUGCGCGCAGAAUUCUCAGCGAUGUAUCAGAUGAAGGUCCUCAUCUUCGUGGAGGAGGUCGCGAGUCUGGUACUGGCACCAUGGAUUUUGUGGCGCAAUUCCGGAAGGAACUGCGAGCGCAUCAUCGACUUCUUCCGGGAAACGACGGUGCAUGUUGAAGGCGUCGGUCAUCAGUGCAACUUCGCAGUGUUCGGCUUCAAAAAGGAUCCGAAUGUUGAAGACCCGACCACAAUGCUCGAAGAGCCUGACGGUCUGCGUGACGACUACUACGGCCUGAAGGAUGACAAGAUGGCGGCCUCCAUGCAGAACUUUCAGCAAUACUACAGUCAUUACACUCAACGCCGGGACCAAUCCGGUGCGCGGAGAUGGCGGCCUCCUCCCUCGUGGCCAGACGUGAUUCCACCACCAUCGAUCGCCGAAGAGGGUGAUGGGUUCCCUACUGCGGCCACGAGACGUACUCCGCCGUCCACGAGAAGAGCGGAUGCUGCGCCCUCAGCUUCUCGAAUCCUCUCACCACAGCAAAGACCACUCAACCCACGCCGCGCGAGACCAGCGCCGUUCUCCCCGCUUUCAGCUCCGCAGACGCAGAGGAAAGAGCCCGCGAGUGGUGGCGGCAUUACCGAGAGCAGAAUCAUGGCGCAGGAUAGUGACUUGCAAGAGUAUGCAGAUGCACCGGGCGCAGCACAGCUGGACAGUGAUACCGAGAAUGAGGAGGGUCCAGAUGACAGCAAAGCGGGUAAUGCAGGCGUUCUCGGCAUGUUGUCGCAAUUCGCUAAAGCGCAGACGGACAAAGCUGGGGGGCCGCCAGGAGUUGGUAUUUAAUUGUACAAGAUUUCAAUGUAUUGUCAGCGGUCUCGAGGCUGACCUGCUGGUGGACCGUCAGAUGGAAUGGAGGCCGUGCUAGGCAAACAAUGCAAGAUCGCCGUGGGCCUUAACUUCGUGCAGAGGCGCAGGUGGAGUUGAUGGCUGAUUGGUAGUGAUCAAUUAUCAGCAGUCAUGAAGCUGACAUGAAGCUGAGGUCGAACAAUGCAUGGCGAGAGCCGCCUUCGAACUAUGGACGGCCUCCAAGUUGAAUUAGAGGCCGUGCUAUGCAAACGAUGCAUCUGUCUCCUGGCUCAUGGUUCUGUGCAUUGAGCCGCGUGCAGCCAUAACCGGUGUGUGCCCGGACCAAAGCUCGAUGACUACAUGUCACAAUGAUUGGAAAACUCGAGUGGGUGUCCUGCGGGUUGGGAGCUCUGUACGCAGCAACCAG
Zymoseptoria tritici IPO323 is the source of this 3195-nucleotide messenger RNA. RefSeq lists its product as uncharacterized. Gene Ontology annotation, biological process: autophagy of mitochondrion; protein localization to phagophore assembly site. The transcript is spliced from 3 exons. The record is from RefSeq and is a predicted model, not a curated record. Bases 204 to 2765 code for a protein of 853 amino acids. Lineage: Eukaryota; Fungi; Ascomycota; Dothideomycetes; Mycosphaerellales; Mycosphaerellaceae. Gene Ontology annotation, cellular component: autophagosome; phagophore assembly site.